Paramecium primaurelia is the source of this 597-nucleotide messenger RNA. The record is from the annotation of a GenBank genome assembly. Lineage: Eukaryota; Ciliophora; Oligohymenophorea; Peniculida; Parameciidae.
AUGGCAAUAAAUUAAGACCCAAAUCAGAAACAUUAUUAUGUUAAUAAAACAACUACUUUAUCUGAUGUAAAAUUAUAUGAUAAUGCUUUGAAAGAAAUAUAAUUUGCUCUCAAAAUUGAUUCUCAAUAUCAUGAUGUAAAUUAAGCAUUUAAUAUUAAUCAUUUACAUUAAUAAGGAGAUAUAUAUAUAAAUAUUUGCUAAUCAAAACAAUAUGAAAAGGUGGAAAAAGCCUGUGAUUAAGUUCUUAUAUUAGAUAGUUAAAACUAAUAUGUAUUAAAUUGCUAAUAAGAAAUCCCAAAGAAAAUAUCUAAAUAAUAACCACAGGUCUCAUAGGUGUAAAUUUCAGUAUAGUAUUAACUAAAAGAAGGUUUAAUCAAAUCCUAAGAUUAUAGUGCGGAAGUUGCAAGUAGAAUAACAGAAAACUUAAGCUUUGAGUCUCAUAAAUUUAGUUUUGGAAAAAGACCCUAAAUUUAUGAGCAUUAAAAUGAAAAGCUUAAAUAUAUAUUGAAUAAAAAUAAUAAGCAAGUUGUAAAGUAACACUGGAUUAAAUUCUUACCAUUUAAUAGAAUGAUUUAGAUACAUUAAAAUAAAGCUUGA